AUGGUUAGUUCACUUCAAGGUCACUCGGUACCUACAUGGUAUCAAGCAGCUAAAUUCGGUAUAUUUAUUCAUUGGGGUGUGUAUUCUGUACCUUCAUGGGCUCCCGUAGGUGCUGAUUAUGCAGAAUGGUAUUGGUGGAAUUACCAUCAAAAAGGCAGUGCUACGUUUGAGUACCAUCGUUCUUUUUAUGGUCCUGAUGUAGAAUACGACGAUUUCAUUCAAGCAUGGAAACCAGACAGGUUUGAUCCUGUCCAAUGGCUUGAUAUCAUUGAUGCCAGUGGUGCAAAGUACUUUGUAUUUACGACAAAGCAUCAUGAUGGUAUAGCUUUGUUUGAUACGCAUGUAUCCAAUCGAUCCAGUGUUCAAUUAAACCCUUACCGAAACUUUGUGAAAGAAUUAUUUGAUGUUGCUCAAACCCAUUAUCCACAUUUAAAGCGAGGCACUUAUUUUUCUUUGCCUGAAUGGUAUCAUCCUAAUUAUCGUGAUGAUUCUAUUCAUUGGCAUGGUCCACCUGUGAAUCCUUAUACAGGCAAAGUGGUUCCUUAUACAGGUGGUGCCUUUGUCUCUGAUUUUGUGAAUGACAUUCAAGUACCUCAGUUUUUGGAAUUAAUACGUGAAUUUGAACCAGAUAUUAUGUGGUGCGAUAUUGGUGCCAUCCAUAACUCCACUGCUUGGCAAGCCAAGUUUUUCAAUGAAGCAAGAGCAAAAAAAAGACAAGUGACAAUCAAUGAUCGAUGUGGUAAUUCAGUCUCUGAUUUCACAACAGUUGAAUACAAUGAUGUUCAUUAUGUACCUCCAAGAUAUUGGGAAUCAACAAGAGGUAUUGAUCCUCAUUCGUUUGGAUAUAACCAUCAAACACGACAUGAUCAAUACAUAUCCACUGUAUCUUUACUUCAAGAACUUGUCUCUGUUGUCGCCAAAGGAGGUAAUUUCUUACUCAAUAUUGGACCCGAAGGUUCAGGUCAUAUCCCUCAUGUCAUGAAACAGACACUGUCUGAUAUAGGCAAAUGGUUAGACGCAGUAGACGAAAGUAUUUUCAAUUCAAUCCCUUAUUGGGUGACGAGCUUAGAUAUGCAUGAACCUGGGCAGACAUUGUAUUUUACUCAGUCGAAUGAUGGCCAGUCAUUUUUUAUCUUUUGUUUCUCGAGACCUUUAGAUCAACGUGUGAUUGUCAAGACAGCUAUUCCUUUACAUCCUGAAUCACGUAUCACUCAUAUGGGGUUCAAAUCAGCACCAUCUUUAGCAUGGAAGCAAUGGCAUGAUAAACUAGUGAUCACAGUGCCUGAUUCUAUUUUGGAUCAAGGUCAAUGGAUAUGGGUAUUUCGAGUAGAAGCUCCUUAA
Gilbertella persicaria is the source of this 1341-nucleotide messenger RNA. Its product is annotated as alpha-L-fucosidase-domain-containing protein. Gene Ontology annotation, molecular function: alpha-L-fucosidase activity. The transcript has 3 exons. The record is from RefSeq and is a predicted model, not a curated record. Gene Ontology annotation, biological process: glycoside catabolic process; fucose metabolic process. Gene Ontology annotation, cellular component: lysosome. NCBI's taxonomy places the organism in Eukaryota, Fungi, Mucoromycota, Mucoromycetes, Mucorales, Choanephoraceae. The coding region runs from base 1 to 1341 and encodes 446 amino acids.